GAACUGUCUCACAUGCAGUCCACCUUCUCCCACUUGAGAGACAACGCAUAGGCGCACCCGGACGAGUCGAACGAGAAUCGUUACGGUAUGGCGCAGCGUACUGCCAGGAUGGGUAAGGUGGCUGAUUAUGGUAGUCCUCCAAAAACGAAGAUGAGCCAAAUCAACUCAUGUCGGGAAGCGAUGUUUGGCGAACGAGCGCGGAAAUGGGCAUUCUUCUUCAUUGUCGGAUUUUUGGCAUGUUUGACAAUCAAGGAUGUUGUUGACUUGGUAAUGGAAUACUGCGAUAAUCCGAAGGACUCAGAUAUGAACAUCGUAUUCAACGAUUCGAUGACUAUGCCAAACAUCACAUUUUGCAUGUCGAAAGAACAAGCAUGGAGUCAUUUCAAACUCAACACUAGUGCAUCGACGGACGAAUGGGAUACAAUAGUAGAGGAAGGGUUUGCGAAUAUGACCGAUCAUGACAGCUUUAUGAAAGCCAUGUGGGACUACCGCUUAGUGAUGGAGGCUUACGAUAUGAUCGCUACCUACAAUAGUCUGGAAAGGGAAACAACGGCACAUGGUUCAGCACGAUCUAUCAAUAUUUUCCGAGUCUCACCGCGAUUAGCUGGGAAGCGGAAAACUUUCAAGAAAUGGAUGGAAGUACUAGAUUCGCGGAAUGUUACAUUUGAAGAAUUUACACAAAAGACUGGAACGGAAGUACUGCGACGGUCUAUGCAACGAUUUCAACGAACCACCCGAAACGAAGAUUUGGUGAUCAAGACCAAACUAAGAACAUCCUGGAUCUCACAAAUGCAGCUCUGCUUUCAACCACUGUUCGAUACCGAUAAUUUCUACGAUAUUGAAGAUCAGGGCAACUUCUUCACUAUGCUCUUAUCACACAAUGCCGAAAAUCUCGAAGGCGAACAUACCGAAUGUAUGAGUGUAGACUUCCACGGACGUCCCUCAUCACUCAAUCGCUUUAUGGAAGGUAAAGGAAGAGCGAGAGAUGGAUUCACAUUUGAGCUAUGCCCUGGUCAACGACAUGAGGUUACUGUAGAAGUUCGCGCGCACUACCAGAUGCUGGAAAAUGAUGAACCAGGAAAAGCCUGUCGUGAUGUGGAAGAUAAUGAGGAUAGCGAAUUCGAUUGUAGAUCUCGGUGCCGCAUGGAAAUGAUUCGAGACAUGUGCAAAUGCACAGCAUUAUCGCUCAGCUACUUGGCGAAAGAUGAUCUGGACAAAUUUCCACUUUGUGACUACACAAAUUGCGAAGUCGAUGUCCAAAAGGGUAACUACUCCGAUAGCGAAUGCACAAGUCGUUGCUUCCGUGAUUGUAAACAGAUCCGAUAUGAGAUCGAUCAUGAAAAUCAAGGAAGAAUGCUUCGACCGGAUUUAACGCUAAUAAAUUUAAACUGGGGAUCGUUCGAAUACCUCUCCAUGGAACAACAAUGGAAGUACUCGAUAACAGCAUUCAUAGCCGCACUUGGAGGAUCAAUCGGGAUGUGGCUGGGACUAAGUAUUCUAUCUCUUAUACAGGGAGGAACAUAUCUAUACUCAUACUUUGCGAAGAAAGUUGUGAAAGAGAAGUUGCUGAAAAAGAUUUCGCAGCAGCAUAAUGGAAGAGGAAGUAGGCUUUCCGACGUCGAUGUGCCUCGAAAGAAGCUAUCACUCGCCGCUAACCCCUUCGAAAAUCCAUUCCAUGCACCAUCACCCAGCCCGAGUUACGAGCUCAACGAGGUAUCACCACCCGGCUACAGUCGUAGCCCGAAUCCGACAAAAAUACAGGUGGAGCAUUAGCGAACACUACGACUUCAGGAAAUCACAUGUGUUAUGAUCUUGCCCAAUUGAUAUCACUUAUUUCCUCACGAGAUUUGCAUAGAUACCGGUGAAAAUUGUUUUUUACUGAUCAAUUGUUAUUCCAGUCACGGUUGUGGAUUCUCUUUACGACUUUUAUGCAUAAACUUCAUAC
Molecule: messenger RNA, 1945 nt
Organism: Cylicocyclus nassatus
Lineage: Eukaryota; Metazoa; Nematoda; Chromadorea; Rhabditida; Strongylidae
Source: the annotation of a GenBank genome assembly